This is a messenger RNA of Rotaria sp. Silwood2, 903 nucleotides long. The record is from the annotation of a GenBank genome assembly. Lineage: Eukaryota; Metazoa; Rotifera; Eurotatoria; Philodinida; Philodinidae.
AUGUCCGAUCGAAGUUCUAUCGUGCCUAAUAAUGUUUUUUAUUUUGAAAAUGAUGAAUUUUUUGAAUUUGUGAGAUCUUUUUCUGGCGAAAAACUGGCUAUUCUUCUACAGUUUCAAGAAAUUACUAAUGUACAAUGUUUUCUCGAUUGUGAUGACCCUUUUGAAAUUUUAUCGUUCGACUCAGAUGAUUUACUUGAUUUAAAAAAGAAAUUGUGUGUUAAAUUGAAUAAUAAUUCGUUUGCUAUUUUACCUGGAAUCAAGAGCAAAAUGAAGCUUUUAAAAAAUGCAUUGACAAAAAAACGAAAUCAAUUUAGAAGAGAAUCAUCAAAAACAGCUCCAGAUAUCGUUGCAAUAAAUAAUCCACAAUCAAUUAUUUUGACAGCUGAAAAUCUUACGUAUUCUUCAAACUCGUUUGCUCAGCCACCAGUAAACAUUUCUUCGUCUUCAGCUGUUACUUUAAAUAUCAAUGACGAACAAAAACAGCACAUAAUUCAUUUACUCAACGAAUGGUGUGAAAAAAUCAAAGAAGAUAGCAGCCAACAACAUAUUAAACUUAAAGAAGGUGUUGACUAUGAACUCAUUGUAGAUUGUAUGUCAAAUAAAGCACUGAUCAAAUGUCAAUGCGGCACAAGUACAACGUUAGGCAAAAAAAAUAAUAUUUAUAUCUUGUCAAAUUUCAUUCGACAUAUAACGAAACCCAAUCCAUGUGUUAUGAUUCAACAAAAGGCGAAAGAUACUAGUGACACUAUGGUUCAAAUUUUUUUUUCUAGUAACGGCAAUUCAAACACGUCUGAUGAUCCAAUAAUCAGUGCUGUAUCAAAUUCGACCCCAUCUAGUCAAACAAUAUCUGGAAAACGAAAACAAAAUCCAAUAUCUCGAUUGUCAAAGAAGAAAAAAUUAUGA